Messenger RNA from Gloeophyllum trabeum ATCC 11539, 198 nucleotides. RefSeq lists its product as uncharacterized. Lineage: Eukaryota; Fungi; Basidiomycota; Agaricomycetes; Gloeophyllales; Gloeophyllaceae. The record is from RefSeq and is a predicted model, not a curated record. Bases 1 to 198 code for a protein of 65 amino acids. The transcript has 2 exons.
AUGGAUGACAUGGCAGAAGAAGUGCCAAGGUCCAGCAAUGACCUAUGGAGGGAUGUAGAUGACGGUUGGGAGGAUGGAGGACCAUCCAGAUCCAAUGAUGAACUAUGGGGAGACGCAGAUGACCGGUGGGGUGCGGGAGAAGACCUCUGGGAGGAUAAGCCGGAGGACACUGAACCUGCGGAGGAAGACGAGAACUGA